This is a messenger RNA of Branchiostoma floridae (Florida lancelet), 1939 nucleotides long. RefSeq names its product probable ATP-dependent RNA helicase DDX31. Gene Ontology annotation, biological process: ribosome biogenesis. Lineage: Eukaryota; Metazoa; Chordata; Leptocardii; Amphioxiformes; Branchiostomatidae. The coding region runs from base 119 to 1939 and encodes 606 amino acids. The record is from RefSeq and is a predicted model, not a curated record. Gene Ontology annotation, molecular function: nucleic acid binding; RNA helicase activity; ATP binding. Gene Ontology annotation, cellular component: nucleus. The transcript has 16 exons.
UGAUGCGUUCGCGCAACAGCUGAAAGGUCAAGGGUUACAGCUGAGGGUGAAAGACCGACGCGCGACGUUGGAAAUUUGCACAUGUGCGAACACGAUUACACAUGCGUCGGAGGAAAAUAUGACAAAUAUGGACAACGAAAGUAGUUUGGAGCUAAACCUGGUUUCAGACACUUACGUCGGGGCUCCCGGUAAAGCGACGAAACAGGGCCGGGGCUGGAGAGAGAAAAAGAAGAGGAGAAACCAGAAAAGAACCUACACAGGUGCACAUGCUCACACCAGUCCCUCAAAAUGGCGUAAAGUAGAGGCAGACUCAGACGAUGAAGCACCACCAGACUUGUUACAAUCUAACCAAGAUGUCAAAUCAUCGGUUAAAGAUAGCAAAACGGUUCAGACACAGAGAACUUCUCUACCUUCUCCCAAGUCCAAGAAAAAGGAAGUGCAGUUGUCUCCAUCUAAGAGAAAGGAGGCGAAACUUUCUCCAAGUAAACCUGACUCGAUCACAGAACAUGGAGGCAAGUUUCCCCAGGGAAAAGGAGUCAUCUCCUCACUUUUCAGAUACAACCCAGAGAUACCAGUGGUGGCACAGGAAACUGUACAAGAGAACAAAGAAGAAGUUUUCUCUGCGGAAAAGUUUGGGGACCUCAACUUACAUCCGUUCAUGAUCAAAAACCUUGAGGAAAACUUGAUGGUUACCAAGACAACCAGUGUACAGAAGGAGGCCAUUCCUGUGUUGCUGCAGGGAAAAGAUGCACUGGUAAAAUCUCAGACAGGGUCAGGAAAAACCCUUGCCUAUAGCAUUCCAGUAGUGCACUGUCUACAAGCAAAGAAGCAGAAAAUUCAGAGGUCUGAUGGUCCAUAUGCAAUAGUCCUGGUGCCAACAAGAGAGCUGGCCAUUCAGACACAUGAUGUUAUCCAGAAACUAGUGAAGCCAUUUUGUUGGAUCGUACCAGGCUGCAUCAUAGGAGGAGAGAGGAGGAAAGCUGAGAAGGCCAGACUAAGGAAGGGCAUAAACAUCAUCGUGGCCACCCCCGGCCGACUAGUGGACCACACCCAAAACACCCAGUCUCUUCAGCUGGGGAGGGUGGAAUGGCUCAUUCUGGAUGAAGCAGAUAGACUUCUGGACAUGGGGUUUGAGAAGGAUAUCCGUGCCAUCCUGAGCGGCCUGAAUGAUAGGAGAGGUUCCACUGACAGACAGAACGUCCUGCUCUCUGCUACACUGUCUGAAGGAGUGGAGAGACUUGCAGGCAUGAGUUUAAACAAUCCAGUCAAGAUCACUGUUACCAAAGACCUUCCCUCUGAGAAACAACAGACAAACUCAGAGGAAGACAAGAGUGCAGAGGAGAGGUUUGUUACACCGGCUGAACUGAAGCAGCACUUCAUUCUGGUCCCCAGCAAGUUACGACUGGUCACACUGGCUGCUUUCAUCCUGUGGAAAUGCAAGUUUGGCAGCCAUGAGAAGAUGUUAGUGUUUCUGUCUACCCAAGACUCGGUAGACUUCCACCACCAUCUACUGAAGAAUGUCCUGAACGAUGAGGAUGAUGAGGCAGAGUUUGGUGGACAUGACAUCACAUUCUCCAGGCUUCAUGGUAACAUGACACAGCAGGAGAGAACAGAAGUGUUUCAGCAGUUUCGAGAGGCUCGAAGUGGAGUACUACUUUGUACAGAUGUUGCUGCUAGGGGUCUCCAUUUACCCAAAGUCAGCUGGAUUCUUCAGUACAACACGCCGGGGUCUGCAACAGACUACAUCCACCGUGCAGGGCGCACGGCGAGGAUCGGCAGGCAGGGUCAGGCGCUCCUGUUCCUCCUGCCGUCGGAGGUCGAGUUUGUGAAGGUCCUGGCAACAAACAACAUCAGUAUGGAAGAGAUGGCAAUGGAUGAAGUACUGAAGACACUUUUCAUCAACUCCAAGGACUCAGACAAGAAGAAAACACCAAGGUAA